Pseudonaja textilis is the source of this 3297-nucleotide messenger RNA. Lineage: Eukaryota; Metazoa; Chordata; Lepidosauria; Squamata; Elapidae. The record is from RefSeq and is a predicted model, not a curated record.
AUGCCGGGGGGCAAAAGGGGGCUGGUGGCACCACAGAAUACCUUCUUGGAGAACAUUGUCAGACGCUCAAGUGAAUCAAGUUUUUUAUUGGGCAAUGCUCAGAUUGUGGACUGGCCUGUAGUUUAUAGUAAUGACGGUUUCUGUAAACUCUCUGGAUACCAUCGAGCUGACGUCAUGCAGAAAAGUAGCACUUGCAGUUUUAUGUAUGGGGAACUCACAGAUAAGAAAACGAUUGAAAAAGUCAGACAGACAUUUGACAACUACGAAUCAAAUUGCUUUGAAGUCCUUUUGUAUAAGAAGAACAGAACACCUGUUUGGUUUUACAUGCAAAUUGCACCGAUAAGAAAUGAGCAUGACAAAGUGGUGUUAUUUCUUUGCACUUUUAAAGAUAUCACUUUAUUCAAGCAACCUAUUGAAGAUGAUUCAACCAAAGGCUGGACAAAGUUUGCCCGUUUGACGCGAGCUCUAACAAACAGCCGGAGUGUUCUGCAGCAGCUAACGCCUAUGAACAAAGCUGAGGUGAUCCAUAAACACUCUCGAUUAGCUGAAGUUCUCCAGCUGGGAUCUGAUAUCCUUCCACAAUAUAAGCAAGAGGCCCCAAAGACUCCACCACAUAUAAUUUUACACUACUGUGCUUUUAAAACCACUUGGGACUGGGUCAUCUUAAUUCUCACCUUCUACACAGCCAUUAUGGUUCCCUACAACGUUUCCUUCAAAACAAAGCAGAACAAUAUUGCUUGGUUGGUCCUGGAUAGCGUGGUCGAUGUUAUUUUUCUGGUGGAUAUAGUUUUGAACUUUCAUACUACCUUCGUUGGACCUGGUGGAGAGGUAAUAUCUGAUCCCAAGCUCAUCAGAAUGAAUUACCUGAAAACCUGGUUUGUGAUAGACCUCUUGUCAUGUUUACCUUAUGACAUCAUCAAUGCCUUUGAGAAUGUAGAUGAGGGUAUCAGCAGCCUCUUCAGUUCCUUAAAAGUGGUGCGACUCCUGAGAUUGGGUCGUGUGGCCAGGAAGUUGGACCAUUAUCUGGAAUAUGGCGCUGCAGUGUUGGUGCUCCUGGUUUGUGUCUUUGGAUUAGUAGCCCACUGGCUUGCGUGCAUCUGGUAUAGCAUUGGGGACUAUGAAGUUAUCGACGAGAUCACGAAUACCCUCAAGAAUGACAGCUGGCUCUGCCAAUUGGCAGAGAGUAUUGGAACACCGUAUCGGUACAACGCUACUGGAUCAGGGCAGUGGGAAGGCGGACCCAGUAAAGAUUCACUUUAUAUAACUUCUCUCUACUUUACCAUGACAAGCCUUACGACAAUAGGAUUUGGAAACAUAGCUCCAACCACUGAUGGAGAGAAGAUUUUCUCUGUGGCCAUGAUGAUGGUUGGAUCUCUUCUUUAUGCAACUAUUUUUGGAAACGUCACUACAAUUUUCCAACAAAUGUACGCCAACACCAAUCGCUACCAUGAGAUGUUGAACAAUGUGAGGGAUUUCUUAAAGUUAUACCAAGUCCCCAAAGGCCUUAGUGAACGUGUCAUGGAUUAUAUUGUCUCCACAUGGUCAAUGUCUAAAGGGAUCGAUACAGAGAAGGUCCUUUCAAUAUGUCCCAAGGACAUGAGAGCGGAUAUUUGUGUGCAUCUCAAUCGGAAGGUUUUUAAUGAACAUCCAGCUUUUCGGCUAGCUAGCGAUGGCUGCCUGAGAGCACUUGCAGUGGAAUUCCAGACGAUCCAUUGUGCUCCCGGAGACCUUAUCUAUCACGCUGGUGAAAGCGUAGAUGCCCUCUGCUUUGUUGUCUCAGGAUCAUUAGAAGUCAUACAGGAUGAUGAGGUGGUGGCCAUCUUAGGUAAAGGGGAUGUUUUUGGGGACAUCUUCUGGAAAGAGACCACUCUAGCUCAUGCGUGUGCCAAUGUACGGGCCCUAACCUACUGCGAUUUGCACAUUAUCAAACGGGAAGCUUUGCUGAAAGUUCUGGACUUUUAUACAGCUUUUGCAAACUCUUUCUCAAGGAACCUCACUCUAACCUGCAAUCUGAGGAAACGGAUUAUUUUCCGAAAAAUCAGUGAUGUCAAGAAAGAAGAAGAGGAGCGCCUGCGACAAAAGAAUGAAGUGACCUUGAGCAUCCCCGUGGACCACCCUGUCAGGAAGCUCUUCCAGAAAUUCAAACAGCAGAAGGAAAUGCGGAACCAAGGGACGACAAUUAUUGAUCCUGAGAGGAAUACCCUCCAGGUGGACACCCGAACCAUGCAGAAUGGUGCUGCCAUCACUGGCACCAGUGUGGUCACUGUAUCUCAAAUUACACCCAUCCAGACAUCAUUAUCCUAUGUGAAAACCAGUGAGGUGGUCAAACCAAACAAAAGGGAUGCCGCAGAGCUCAAACCAAAUAGCAAUGGGGACCCAGAAUGUCUCAAAGUUACCAGUCCUGUGAGGAUGAAAAACAGCAAUGGGAAAGGGUGGCUUCGAUUAAAGAACAACAUGGCAGGCCAGGAAGAGAAAAAAGAAGAGUGGAAUAACGUCACCAAGGCAGAGUCCAUGGGGCUGUUGUCAGAGGACCCCAAGAACAUUGAUUCAGAAAAUGUAACAAAAAACCCACUGAGGAAAACAGACUCCUGUGACAGUGGGAUCACAAAAAGUGACCUUCGUUUGGACAAAGCUGGGGAGAACCGUAGCCCCCUAGAGCACAGCCCUUGUCAACCAGAUACAAAACACCCCUUUUACCCUAUCCCAGAACAAGCCUUACAAACUACACUCCAGGAGAUCAAACAUGAACUCAAGGAAGAUAUCCAGCUGAUAAGCAGCCGGAUGGCCAUCCUGGAGAAGCAGGUGGCAGACAUUUUAAAAAUCUUGUCUGAAAAGAACACGUCACAGACACCAUCUUCAAAAUCCCAUUUAUCUCCUCAGCUACCAUCACAAAUACCUUGUCAGGACAUUUUUAGUGUCUCAAGGCCAGUGUCACCUGAAUCAGAAAAGGAUGAAAUUCACUUUUAAUAUAUUCCUAUUUUUCUUUGUAUACCAAGCGUAUGCUGUGAAAUGGGCAUGCACACAUACUCCUGCACAGAUAUACAAACACAUGUCUGUGUGUGAGCGUUGGUAAGAGUGUCCGUGCAUCUGCAUAGAUACAGAUCCAAAGAAAAAGAGAUAAAUGCAGAGUUGUAGUUUGUGUAGGUGUAUAUAUAAAUUAUAAAUAUAAAAAUAUAUUUUCACUUGCAUUCAAUAUGACUUGAACAUGAACAAUGGAUUUUGAUAUGUAAAUAUUGCAUGUCCAGCUGGAUUCUGGCCUGCCAAAGAAAACAGUUAUUAACAUAGAUAUUGCUUGUA